Gasterosteus aculeatus aculeatus (three-spined stickleback) is the source of this 4046-nucleotide messenger RNA. RefSeq names its product FOS like 2, AP-1 transcription factor subunit (gene fosl2). NCBI's taxonomy places the organism in Eukaryota, Metazoa, Chordata, Actinopteri, Perciformes, Gasterosteidae. Gene Ontology annotation, molecular function: RNA polymerase II cis-regulatory region sequence-specific DNA binding; DNA-binding transcription factor activity, RNA polymerase II-specific. Gene Ontology annotation, biological process: regulation of transcription by RNA polymerase II. Gene Ontology annotation, cellular component: nucleus. The record is from RefSeq and is a predicted model, not a curated record.
GUCCCCGUCGCGCCUCGGUUCGGUCUCCGGUGUGCGCGUGGCGACGGGUGCUCGCGGCGGAUCUGUCUUCAGCGCCGCCUUAUCCAGAGCGCAACCCCUCCCUGGGAGAAGUUGCAACGCCCCGGCCGUGACGUGGGCUGUUCCGUUGGUGUUGAAAAGCCGUUGCAGUUUCUUCAUAGUGCCAUUGAAGUGAGUCAUCUCUAGGAAGUGUGGUUGGAAGAAGAAAAAAAAAAGGAAAAGACAGGGCGAAAAAAAAGUUCGAACUGUUCCGUGAACAGCGGAGAGCUGAGAUCGUGCGCAGAGUAUCCAGACGAGGCGGCGGGAGGUAGUCAGACGAUCAUCCGGCCAGAAGCCUUGAAAGCGAACGUUAACCUGCGUGAGUCACUGUCACUACGGAGCCGCUCGCCUCCUCUAGAUCCGCCCGGGGAAGGAAGGAAGGACGGUGUGCUGCUCACUGAAGUUUGCGCACCUGAGAGAAUAGUGUCCACCUGCGGCUCAGGAAGAAUUAAAAGCACAAUCCGAAAUAGCGCGCACGAGCACGGAGAAAGCACUAAUUCUAUUCGCUAACUAGCAAUAUCCGUCAGAUGCUUUAGUUUAGUUUUCAGCAGCGUGAUCGCACUUUGUCUUUGCCAACUCUUCUCUGGAUAUCCUAAAUCAACAGCUUCUCGGGUCAGAGGAUUUUUUUUCUUCUCUCUCUUGGUGCCUUUUUUAAACUGCGAGGAUUUUAACGAGAACAAGAGGGGGCGCAGGGUUCAGAUCUCAAGCGGGCCCCUCUUUCCUGGACCAUGUACCAGGACUACUCCGGGAACUACGACACCUCGUCCCGCGGAAGCAGCACGUCUCCGCCACAGCCAGAGUCCUUCACCAGCGGCAGCAGCACGAUCGGAAGUCCAAUCUCUACCUCGAGCUACCAGAAGUACAGGGUCGACAUGCCCGGCUCCAACAGUGCCUUCAUCCCCACCAUCAAUGCAAUCACAACCAGUCAAGACCUGCAGUGGAUGGUGCAGCCCACAGUCAUCACCUCCAUGUCCAACCCUUACUCCCGCUCCCACCCGUACGGCCACCACCUGCCCAGCGGGCCGGGGCUGAUGGGGCACAACACGUUGGCUCGGCCCGGGGUCAUCCGCUCCAUCGGGGACGCCAGGGGCCGACGCAAGAGGGACGAACAGCUCACCCCGGAGGAAGAGGAGAAACGAAGGGUGAGGCGAGAGAGGAAUAAGUUGGCGGCCGCCAAAUGCCGCAACCGCAGGCGAGAGCUCACAGAGAUGCUCCAAGGGGAGACAGAGAAGCUGGAGGAGGAGAAAUCAGACCUGCAGAAGGAAAUCGAGAACCUGCAGAAAGAGAAAGACAAGCUGGAGUUCAUGCUGGUCGCUCACAAUCCCGUGUGCAAGCUCCCCGUCGACGAGCGCCACCAGCAGCACCAGCACCAGCUCCAUCAGCACCACCAGCACCAGCAGCAGCAGCAGCAGUGCGCCCCCCUCCCACUGACCAUGCGCCCCAACUUGGCCGGCCGGCCCCACAUGAAUCACGUUGUCGUGAAGCAAGAGCCCGAUGAGACCAAUGAGGGGGGCAAGACCCAGCGCUCCGUCAUCAAACCCAUCUGCCUUGGCGGCGGCAUGGUCGGCGGCGGGAUGUACUGCACGGACGGGGACAGUCUGAACACGCCGGUGGUGGCGGCCUCCACCCCGGCCGCCACGCCCAACGCCCCGAGCCUCAUAUUCACCUACCCGAGCCUGCUGGAGCCCGAGAGCCCCUCGCCCUCCUCCGAGUCCUGCUCCAAAGCCCACCGGCGCAGCAGCAGCAGCGGGGACCAGUCCUCGGACUCCCUCAACUCGCCCACCCUGCUGGCCCUCUGAGCGGGGGCCGCGCCCGGCACAGCUGAGAAACGAACACUGUGGCUGACCACCAGAGGCUCCCCGCGUCUCCCUUUGAAAGACCCAACGUUCAAAGGUGCAGACCAAGCUGACCCCCCCCCCCCCCCCCCUGCAGGGAGACCCACAAGGGCUACGCUGCGUGUUCCUUCUUGUUAUGCUUUUGUGUAGUUAUCCUAAAGAAAGGUGUCCUACCUACCGUCACCAUUUCAACUCCAGAGGGUCGACAUGUUUACUGGGAAGACAAUUCUGAAGAGAAACACGCUGCAAUCUGGUAAUUGUGUGUCGGCGUGACCGAAAGCAGCCAGCGCGUUAAUAUAUAUAUUUUUCUGCAAAUGUUUCAAAAGCCAUUGCGGCAGACACUUGCACUCCGCCAAGACAAAUCAAUAAAUCCCUAAACGAGGUCAGCGUUCUGCUGGGUUUUCUGAGGAGACAACGAGCAAAGACUCUUUUUCCAUUUUGAGUUCCCUACUUGGACUAUGAUUCAGGAAUCGAUACGAGCAUUGUGUUCACGUUUCUGACACUAUUACCAUCUCUUUAAUCCUAUCUACGGCCUGUGCUGAUUCCCUUUUUCCCCGUGUUCUGCUAAGACAUCGUCCUUAAUCCGCCUGUAGAAAAGCAAAAUGGUCGCCUGCGCAGCGCCCGAGGCGCUCCUCGGUGUUGCAAAGGAUUACCAGCCAAUCAAUGGCUAGUUCCUCAAUACUCUAUACCUUCUAUUUUUGCCAUAGCGGCUCAACUUUACAGUGGUAUUGGUGUGCUUUUCCUCAGUGAUUCUGUACCUGAACUUUUACAACCUGUUUAUGACAAAGUGUAUGUGAUUUACAUUGAUGUCAGGGAUAUCUCUCAUGUGUAGUAGAACCCAACGUGAAGAGCUUUGCGCGACUGCGGGGCGGCUGUGUGGUCUAGUGUUACAGAGGUGGUGAUACACUGUACGCCGAGGGAUGAAUAACUUAAUUUCCUCGCUGUGUCACGUCUGGGGGGGAAAAGGUUUGACUUUUUCCGCUCGGAUAAUACAAAAGUUUGAACAAAGCCCUCCUCCUGGAUACUGACCUUCUGUUCUGUGUCUUACACAUUCUGGAGAUAAAGGUCUUACAGCCUCUCGGGCAGGUCGGAUUUCAAAACGCCCCCAAAAAAAGGUUGUUUGACACGCGUAAUCCUGUAAUUUGUCCGUCUUUGUCUAAAAAAAAGAGGGAAUUUUGCUCAAAUUUGGAGAAGAAAAACAAAAAAGCCACUGUGGUCUAGACCGUCUCCAGCUGCCAAUGAUGUCAACCGUGUUUAUACUGUGUUUGUACAUCUGUCACUUUUAGUAAAGACAGUCAAUGAUGUUUAAAUCCAAGUCAGACGUGCUGAUUUUUUGCGGGUGUGUGAACUUAUGCCAACAAGGAGGUACCGUGCCGGCUUUCAACAAGGGGCCAGACAAUGUCCACUUUCUUACCAGAAAGGGACCAUUUCUUUUCUUACAGCUGGCCUGAGAUGAAAGAGAGCACCCCGCGUGAAAGAUUUAAUAUCUCUGAAAUUCUAAGAAGCACUUCUUUUUUUGUUGUUUUUACAUGUGUGUAUCUUUAAAGGAAUGAGGAUUUUCAAUACUGUGCACUGAGAGGGACACAACAGCGAUGUUCGGGGGGGUUUGGGAGGGGGGGGGGGGGGUUGCUUAACUUCAAACAUUCCUAACGUCAGUGGUUUAGAAGGGGGAUGUUGUCUUUACUCUGAAAUGUUAUUAGAGGAGAAAAAGUUGUGCUUACAAAGAAGUUUGGUUGUGCCGGAUGCAGAAAAACAGACUUCGCAAUUCAAUACAAGCUGCUGCUACUUUUGAAAGAACACAUCAGCUGUUUGUCUUCUGAUGAUGAUGGGUUUAACAUCAAAGGACGGAGGGGGGGAGUGUCUACGAUCCUGUAUGAGAACAUAAAGAGUAACCAAAAACAUUACUGUGGGCGAGUCUGAUAUGUCUGUAUGUUGAUUCUGCAGCCCCUCGACACACAUAGGAAAGCCAUUGACUGUAGAUCUUCUGCUGUACAUGUCAUCGACUGUCCGUCGCUUGUUUUCAACUACUAUUACUUCUUUUCCAAAUGCUUUAACUGUUCAAAAUGAUCCAAAAUGAAAAAAAACAGCAAUAUGUAUAGCAGUGUUUGUUAAUUUAAAUGAAUGAUAAUUAAAAACAGAUGAUUUUCGACCUGA